Echinops telfairi (small Madagascar hedgehog) is the source of this 831-nucleotide messenger RNA. Its product is annotated as mastin-like. NCBI's taxonomy places the organism in Eukaryota, Metazoa, Chordata, Mammalia, Afrosoricida, Tenrecidae. Bases 1 to 831 code for a protein of 276 amino acids. The transcript has 5 exons. The record is from RefSeq and is a predicted model, not a curated record. Gene Ontology annotation, biological process: proteolysis. Gene Ontology annotation, molecular function: serine-type endopeptidase activity.
AUGCUGUGGCUGCUGUUGCUGACCCUCCUCUGCCUGGGGGCCUCUGUGCCCAUGACCCCAGUUCCGGACCUGGAAACCGAGCUCGUGGGCAUUGUUGGGGGGCACGAUGCCCCACCUGGGAAGUGGCCAUGGCAGGUCAGCCUGUGGAUCCCUGAUAUGAGAGGCCAGUGGAUACCGCAUUGUGGCGGUUCCCUGAUCCAUGAGCAGUGGGUGCUGACUGCUGCCCACUGUGUUGUAAUACCACGUGCUGGGCGUCUCCGUGUUCGCGUCCAAGUGGGACAAGUGAGGCUUGUCCAGAGUGACCCAUUGCAGGAGGUGGCCAAUGUCAUCCCCCACCCCCACUUCAGACAAGGGAGCGACAUCGCACUUCUCAAGCUGGUGGCCCCCGUGACGCUCUCUCCCACUGUCCAGCUGGUCACCCUCCCUUCUCCAGGACUCAGGGUCUUUCCAGGGACCAAGUGCUGGGUGACUGGCUGGGGAGAUAUCAAUCACAACGUACCUGUGCCCAGGCCCUACCACCUUCAGGAGGUGGAAAUCCCCAUCGUGGGCAAUGAAGACUGCAACCGGCGCUACCUGAGCAACUUCCCCUUGAUGAAGACCGUCAAGGUCAUCCAGGAUGACAUGCUGUGCGCAGGGAGCAAGGGCCACGACUCCUGCCAGGGUGACUCCGGGAGCCCUCUGGUCUGCAGCUGGAAUGAUACCUGGCUGCAGGUAGGGCUGGUGAGCUGGGGUGACAGCUGUGGCCACCCGUUCCUCCCGGGGGUCUAUGUCCGAGUCAUGAGCUAUGUGUCCUGGAUCCACCAGUACAUCCCCUGCUCCCACCGGUGCUAG